Ectocarpus sp. CCAP 1310/34 is the source of this 2916-nucleotide messenger RNA. NCBI's taxonomy places the organism in Eukaryota, Phaeophyceae, Ectocarpales, Ectocarpaceae. The record is from the annotation of a GenBank genome assembly.
AUGGUCAGACACUUUCCCGCGGAUUUGCAUGGCGUGAAAAACGGUGGCACGCUGCACGAUAGCAUCGAAUCCGAGACCCUCGCUAUUGUUCCACCGAGAUUUGGCUUCUCGCAUAGCAGCGCAGUCUUGAGUGAACCAUGCGGCGCAACUGUUGGACCGCACGUGCCGGAUCGUCUCUUCAUCUACGACCCGCGGGCACUGCAGUUGCCUGCUGCGACGCUGCCGGAGGAUCGCGCCGCUGGAGUCGAGCAGGUGCACAAUGCGCCUGUGACGGCGCUGCCGGAUGGCCUCGUCGUCUGCGACCCGCAGGCACCGCAGGUGCCUGCUGCGGCGCUGCCCGAGGAGCGCGCUGCUGAUGAGGUCCCGGUUCAGGAUACGCCCGUGGCACUGCCGGAUGGUUCCUUCAUUUUUGACCCGCAGACACUGCAGGUGCCUACUGCGGUACCACCAGCGGAGGGUGUGGCUGGAGAUGGACCCGCGGAACGCCCGGCUGGAUCUGCGGAGCUGCCAGCGGAGGGUGCGGCUGGAGAUGGACCAGCGGAGCGCCCGGCUGGAGAUCAGCAGGCCGAGGAUGCGAUUGGUGAUACGACACUCUACAUAGAUUCAGGGGCGUCGAGCCACAUGGUGGACACACAAUCUCGCGUGUCCAAACACGUUCUGAAUCCAGUGGACUGCGCCGUUCGUAUCAUCGGGUCGUGUGGCACGUCUAGCGCUACCAAGAAAGUGAUGAACGUCAUCGUCGACGACCUCAACCUGGACGAUGUAGACGUGUAUCACACCAAGGUUGACGCUCACCUGUGGCAUCGGAGGAUGGGCCACUGCAAUCCUCGUGCGCUGCAGCAGCUGGCUGACAAGGGUUCCACCGGUAUCAGCUUCCAUCGUAACAUCGAAUCAGGUGACUGCAGUGAAUGUGCAGUUGGGGACAGCAAAAAAAGCAGCCACCCGCUGUCCGAUCGCCCCCGCUCUGAGACACGGCUUGAGAUUGUAAGCGCCGAUGUGUGGGGGAAGCACUCUGUUAACUCGUACGGGGGUCGCCAGAGCGCCGUGAUGUUUACUGACGACGCUUCGCGCAUGAGGUUCGGCUUCCCCAUCAAGACGAAAGCCGAAACGGCGGAGGCCCUCCAAUCGCUUAUCCGGGACGUUGCCGAUCCGCUUGGGCAAAGCAUCGGUACGGUGCACUGCGAUGACGGAGCAGAGUUCAAGGGCAGGUUCUUGGAGCUUUGCAAGUCGGUUGGAAUUACGGUCAACAACAGCCCCCCCUACGAUCCGCAAGGGAACGCCAUCGCGGAGCGUGGGUUUGGUACAAUCAUCGGCACUACGCGCAAGAUGCUCCUGGGGGCGCCGCACCUUCCCGGCGAGCUGUGGGCUGAGGCUUUUCGGACCGCCAUUUAUCUCAAGAAUCGCACACCGACUGACGUCCUGGGUGAUCAGGCCCCACUCGAGGUAUGGAAGAGUAAGCCGCUCGGGAAAGUGUUGCACAUCCACGAAUGGGGUUCGUUGGCGUUUAAGCACGAGGAGACGCGCUUCCGGUCGAGCAAGCUGGCGGCCAGGGCCAAGAAAAUGUACCUGGUCGGCCAAAAUCCGGAGAGGCACGACCCGUUUCCUGCGCCCAAUGUGUCUGUUCAUCAGCCUGGCGCGGUAGAAUCUAGCGAAAGCGGCGAUGAAGACACAACCCCCACAGGGCUGCCGCCGGUGGCUCCGGGACCUCGUCGAAGCGACAGGACCUCCGUGGCGCCGCAGCGGCUGAACCUGUUUACGACGGAGGAGGAUGCGUACGAGAGAAUCGAGCAUGCCCUGGUGACGGGUAGCGACGUCGGCAACAUCGGGAGUGGACGUCCCGGUGAAGUGGGUUAUAUGCCUGCCGACCCCGCCAACUACGAUGAAGCGGUGAGUGGACCGGACGCCGAACGCUGGAUGGCAAGCAUGGGCGAUGAAGAACAAUCGCUCUACGACCAUGACGUUUUCGACUGGGUUGGCGUGCCCGAGGGAGAACAACUGAUUGCGUCCAAGUUGCUAUUCAGGUGGAAGUACAAUCAAGACAACAUUCCGGUCCGCCCGAAGACUCGUGUCGUGGUGCAAGGGUUUCACGAGGCUGAUACGGGGGUGGACAAGGCCGCACCUGUGGCAAGCAUGGAAUCUGUGCACCUGGUAGUGCCUCACGCCGCGUACUACGGUCUAGUUCUCAAGCAAGCUGAUAUCGAGACUGCGUUCCUUAACUCCAGAACGCCCGAGGGUGCGAAGUCCGUCUACGUGAUUCCUCCGAAGGGUUUCAGGUGCACGCCGGAGCAAGCCAAACAAGUCUGGCGUCUCAAGGCGUGGCUGUACGGCCUGCGUCUCUCCCCGAAGGGAUGGAAUGGAACCUUUCACCAGUUCCUGCUGGAGCUAGGCUUCGUACCGAGCACUGGCGACCCGUGCCUGGACAUACUGCACGCGGGGGAAAUGAAGGAACGGUUUGAAACGGUGGACUUAGGAGAUGCGAAGUUCAUCCUGGGAAUGGCCAUCCACCGCAACCGCGACGCGGGCACUAUUCUCUUGACGCAGGAGGCAUACACCAAGGUCUGGAGGAAGAGACUGACGCCGGAUGAAACUACAAUGUUCCUGUCUGCCACGGGUUUGGCUCUAUACAUAUGUAGGAGAUCGAGGCCGGACGUUUCCCACGCGAUACUGGUGCUUACCAAGAGCAUGGCUAAGCUCGGGCCUAAGGCGUGGGCUUGGUUGAAGCGACUGAUGUGGUACCUGAAGGGAACCGCAUCGCUGGGGAAAACAUACAGCGAGGACGCAUCGAACGGAGACAAACUAACCGCUUACGUUGAUUCCGACUUUGCAGGCGACAUAGACGACAGGAAAUCAACUCGCAGGUGGUGUGGUAGACUCGACGGCUACGAAGCAAACGGUGACGGCUGUCUCGUCGGCUGA